Rotaria sp. Silwood2 is the source of this 1101-nucleotide messenger RNA. NCBI's taxonomy places the organism in Eukaryota, Metazoa, Rotifera, Eurotatoria, Philodinida, Philodinidae. The record is from the annotation of a GenBank genome assembly.
AUGGUUCGUUUAACACCAAUAUUACGAUGGAGUGAUUAUUUUAAUUUACCAAAACGAUAUAUUGAACGAGCCAAAUUCAAGGGAACAGUUAUUGAGGGUAAUAUGAAUAUUGUACCACAUAAAACAAUAAAGUAUAACAAUCCAUGGGUAUAUACCAAUGAUCCACCUUGGACUGAUCUUGCACAACGUAAAAAUGAUCCACGACAAGGAUAUCAACGGCCACAACUUAUUGAACCAUUAAAAACUUGGGAUUUUUUUCGUGGAGAUACUGUUGAAAUUAUGAUUGGUAAAGAUAAAGGCAAACAAGGAAAUAUUGCUGCUUAUAUUCGUGAACUAAAUGCAAUUUUUGUAUCCGGACUGAAUUUAGAAAUACAACGAAUAAGUGGUGGUGUUAUUGCUGCUACUUCAAUUGCUGUUAAAGAAAAACCACUGAUAGCUCCACAUCAAGUAAAAUUAAUUGAUCCAUAUGAUGGAAAACCAUGUACUAUUGAAUGGCGUUAUACAGCUGAAGGUGAACUCGUACGUGUAUCAACUCGAUCUGGUCGAAUUAUUCCGAAACCCCCUACCUGGGAAGAAACUUAUGAUUAUGCAAAAAAAUCUACUUAUAAACCCGGUUCUGAUGAUACUGUCGAUGCUGAACUUAAACGUGUUACAUUUGAACCUAAAUUAAUGACAGUUGCUGAAGAAUUAAUGAAAGUUAAUGGCAUUAUUAUAAUGCUUAAUUUAUUUGUAUUAAAAACUUCAUUAUUAACAAAUACAACAAAAAAUGUUCUCAAUAGUAUAUUACCAAUGCAACCUGUACGAACAGCUUUUCUCUAUGAAUCAAAACAUCGAGUUAAUAUUAUGAAACGUAUGGCUGUUCAUGGUAUUCAUAAUAAUUUAGGACGUAAAAAAGGUCAAGUUUAUUUAUGGGAAAAAUUAAUUCGUGGUGAAGAAGUUGUUGUUGAAGCACCAUUCUUUCCGUUUACAGCAGCAGCUAAAGCUGCAAAAAAACCUUAUUGUGAAGUACAAGACAAAUACAAGCCACUUAAACCAGUACGAAUACCACGACCAGAUCCAUGGCUUGAUCGAAAAACUUUCAAACAUACCAAAAAAUUUUAA